AUGCCAAGCCAACAGAAGAAAGUCAUUUUUUGCAUGGCUGGGAUGUUAAGCUUUGUGUGUGCCCUCGGAGCUGUGACAGCACUGGGGACACCUUUGUGGAUCAAAGCCACCUUCCUCUGCAAAACUGGGGCUCUGCUCGUCAACGCCUCGGGGCAGGAGCUGGACAAGUUCAUGGGCGAGAUGCAGUACGGGCUUUUCCAUGGAGAGGGCGUGAGGCAAUGCGGGCUGGGAGCAAGGCCCUUUCGGUUCUCAUUUUUCCCAGAUUUGCUCAAAGCCGUCCCAUUGAGUAUCCACGUCAAUGUCAUUCUUUUCUCCACGAUCCUUAUCGUUUUAACCCUGGUGGGGACAGCCUUCUUCAUGUACAAUGCUUUCGGCAAGCCCUUUGAAACUCUGCAUGGUCCACUGGGGUUGUAUCUCUUGAGCUUCAUUUCAGGCUCCUGCGGCUGUCUUGUCAUGAUAUUGUUUGCCUCUGAAGUGAAAAUCCACCACCUCUCAGAAAAAAUUGCAAAUUAUAAGGAAGGGACUUAUGCCUACAAGACGCAAAGUGAAAAAUACACCACUUCAUUCUGGGUGGUUUUCAUUUGCUUUUUUGUUCACUUUUUGAAUGGGCUUCUAAUACGAUUUGCUGGAUUUCAGUUCCCUUUUGCAAAAUCUAAAGACACAGAGACAACUAAUGUAGCAGCAGAUCUAAUGUACUGA
Molecule: messenger RNA, 699 nt
Organism: Balaenoptera acutorostrata (minke whale)
Lineage: Eukaryota; Metazoa; Chordata; Mammalia; Artiodactyla; Balaenopteridae
Gene: CLRN1
Product: clarin 1
Exons: 3
Coding region: 1-699 (232 amino acids)
Biological process (GO): sensory perception of sound; equilibrioception
Source: RefSeq, a predicted model, not a curated record